GUAAAUUAUAGAGACGUACAUAAGUUGCUAGAUCGCCUUAUCAACAGAUAUUUACGUACACUAUUGACUGAUUAUGAAUCAGUUUCUUCAGUCCAAUUUGGAAGGUCAAUUGCUCGAGUGACAAAAAAGUAAGACAUCUGAUGCGGAAGGUGGUGUUGAUUUUCUUGUUGUAAGGAAAUUCGUCUGGCAAAUUAACGUAGAUAUUGACUCAGUACUUGUAACACCCGAUCAUUUAAACACCGACACCUUCCCGAAAACAAAAUGUUUGAUAUAUGGAUUGUCAUAGCAACGUUGUUUGUAGCAGAUGAAGUUAUUGAAGGUCAGCGAUGUUUUGGAUCGAGGUGUGGUGAUUGCUUGAUGAAUGAACGGUGUUUGUGGUGCAAGGACCAGGUUUUUUAUGCUCAACGUUGUGGAAGUUAUUUGGAGUUAAAUGUUUCCGGUUGUAAAGAAGUUGUACAAAGAAAAUCCCACACAGUUGAGAUACUUGAGAACAAAGAAUUUUCUGAUGGGGGUCCGGGACUUGAUCCAAUUCAAAUAAAACCACAAAGAAUUAAAAUCAGACUGGUACCAAACAGUGUACGCCAUUAUGUGAUGUUACAUUACAAGGUUGCACGAAACUUUCCACUUGAUCUUUACUUUCUUCACGAUCCUUCUAAAUCAAUGGAGAAUCUAAUAACAAGCCUCACUCAAUUAACAAAUGAUAUAGCAAAUGAAAUAUCAAAUAUCACAACAGAUUUUAGGUUUGGACUCGGAACUGCCAUGGACAAAGUUAUUAGUCCCUUUGUUCGCAGAGACCCUAAGUAUUUAAUCGAUCCCUGCGGUACACCACACAUUUAUUGCGACCAUCCGUAUUCCUUUUUACAUCGACAGUCUCUCACAGCUGAUACAGAUGCGUUUAAGGCUGCAUUAGGUAAAGUAAAUCGCACUGGCAAUCAAGAUAUAGUAGAGGGUCUUUUUGACGGGCUGAUGCAGGUCAUGGUAUGUGGGGAUAAGAUAGGCUGGAGAAGAAAAGCUAGACGGAUGGUUGUGUACGCGACAGAUGUUAACUUCCACCAGGCGGGGGACGGUCGGACAGCAGGGAUAUUGGAACCAAACGAUGGUUUAUGUCAUCUUGACGAUAAAGGAUACUAUACAAAGGCAGAAAUACAGGAUUAUCCCUCUGUCGGCCAAAUCAUUCAGAAGGCCCGGGAUAACAACGUCAAUGUUAUAUUUGUGAUUGGAGGGAAGGAAAGUGGUAUAAUGAGGUCUUACUAUUACGAUGAACUGGCCAGACAUUUACCAGGCAACAUCCACAAUGCCUCGGCUUUGUCUAACGACUCAAACAACAUACUGGAUAUCAUUCGUGAGAAUUAUCGGAAAUUGCGUGAAACCGUGAAACUAUCGACCGACGGAGUUCCUGAAGAACUUGUUCUAGGAUUUUACAGUAAUUGUGGAACGGGGAGACAGAUUGAUCAGACUAACAUGUGUGAGAGGCUUAAUUUUGAAACAUGGGUUAAUUUUACAAUAGCUUUUCAAUCGAAUAUGACCACCUGUCCGUCACAGAGAUCCUUUAACAUGACAAUAUUCCCCGAGGGCCUGGAGGAUCGGGUACGGAUAGAAGUUGAACAUGAGUGUGAAUGUGACUGUCAGCGGGAGCCAGAGGCGGAACCUAAUAGUACGAACUGUAACCAGAGAGGGACCUACGAGUGCGGGGUGUGUCACUGUAAUAAGGGGUGGUCAGGUGACAGCUGUGAGUGUGACGAGAGAUUGCCAGAGGCGGAGGUCUGUGGAACAGAGGCGGGAAUAUGUAACAAUGUGGGAAAUUGUACGUGCAGUAAAUGUCAAUGUUAUGAGGGAUACAGUGGUGAAAUGUGUGAAUGCAACGAUAGGAACUGCCCUUACCACAACGGAAGCCUAUGUGGCGGCCCGGAUCAUGGGAACUGCUCUUGUGGAAAAUGUUUGUGUACUUCUGAGUUCUCCGGAGCUUCUUGUGACUGCCAAACGUCUAAAGAAAGUUGCAGGGAUCAUAACGGGACGAUGUGCUCAAACCAUGGGGUGUGUGAGUGUGGGAGGUGCCGCUGUGACGUAGGUUUCCGUGGAACACUGUGUGACACAUGUCUUGCUUGCCCAAUCUCUUGUGAGAAAAACUUCAACUGUGCACAGUGUGUUGGAUUCAACCAGGGACCAUUCAACAGUACGAUGUGCAGCAAGAGAUGCAAAAAUGUUGCUAUAGUCCCUUUAUUAAACAGUGAAGAUUUGGAUUCAAAUUUCACAAGAAACCAUAUAUCUUGCUUUCGUAAGGAUAUGUACGGAUGUCUUUUAUUCUUUGACGUGUAUGAUUCCGAUGAAGUAACAACAGUUCAUGUAAAGUCCUCAAAACGAUGUUCACCGAAACCAAUGGACCCCCUUACUAUAGGAAUAGGGAUUUCCGGGGCCGUCUUCCUUGCUGGAUUAAUUAUUAUUGUGAUAUGGAAGAUUCUAAUCUUAAUUUACGACAGAGCUGAAUAUUCAAAGUUUGAGGCUGAAAUCAAAGAUCCAGUUUGGGAAAAGUCUGAUAGUCCUAUCUACCACGGGUGUAUCACAACGGUACACAACCCGAUGAGUGACCUGAGCAACAACCUUUACCCAGAUAUUCAAAAAUAUCAAAACAAAAUCGAUAACACGCCGUUAGACUUUAUCGCGGACACAAAUCCCCAGGGACUCGAGGAUAUCGGAAUUAAUGAUAUUUUUUCAGACGAUCUGGGUCAGCUUUUGGACAGAAAAGCUAAAUCGGUUCACUUUGCUGAUGAUCAAAAAUAACAAUUUACGAUAUCACAAGGGACAGUGAAAUGAAUAACAAUUUCGCUUUUUUACAUAAGAAUAUGAUAUAUAUUUAUUGCAAACAAUGGUUUGAAAAGUCGCUGAGCUAUGUCGAAAAAGAAACCCAAGACAAAAUAUAUUGUAUCAUUAUUUGAUUUUUUUGUGUGUACAAAUAUGACUGAUGAUACUGACAUAGCAUGCUGUUAUUUAAGCAUGAUGUUUAUAACUGAAUGGCAUUUUCGACCGAGUUAUAUGUCUUUAGCUUUUUAACAUGAACUAGAAUACUGUUUAAAAGUUACAAACACGCUUACUUAAGUAUGAAUAUACCACAAUAUAACCAUGUAUGAUUGAUAAAUUCGUUAAUUCCUAAUCCUCCAAAAAUGUUUUUGAAUAUAUAUAUAUA
Messenger RNA from Magallana angulata, 3181 nucleotides. RefSeq names its product integrin beta pat-3-like. Gene Ontology annotation, cellular component: integrin complex; cell surface; focal adhesion. The coding region runs from base 262 to 2778 and encodes 838 amino acids. Gene Ontology annotation, biological process: integrin-mediated signaling pathway; cell migration; cell-matrix adhesion. The transcript is spliced from 23 exons. Gene Ontology annotation, molecular function: integrin binding. Lineage: Eukaryota; Metazoa; Mollusca; Bivalvia; Ostreida; Ostreidae. The record is from RefSeq and is a predicted model, not a curated record.